Molecule: messenger RNA, 2748 nt
Organism: Oncorhynchus keta (chum salmon)
Lineage: Eukaryota; Metazoa; Chordata; Actinopteri; Salmoniformes; Salmonidae
Product: transmembrane protease serine 13-like
Exons: 13
Coding region: 744-2249 (501 amino acids)
Biological process (GO): proteolysis
Cellular component (GO): membrane
Molecular function (GO): serine-type endopeptidase activity
Source: RefSeq, a predicted model, not a curated record
ACACACACCUCACAUAUUAAACACAUUCUUCCCAUAAGGAAGCUCUUGUUUUUAUGACAAAGCACUUUCUAUAAAUACUGUGGGCUCUCAACGGCAUAUUGAGUAAUCGAAAGUUGAGUAUCGAAAGUUCGUCAACCAUGUUGACACGGCGCCAUUCUAUUUGUGUUUCCCUAAGGACGGUUAAUUUCACUAACAUUUAUUUGAGUUUGAUAGUUAUUUAAACUCAAUAUGUCAAUAUUAACUGCAAUGUAUUUGGAACGACUCUACAUCGCACGAGUGAUGUACCUGCAGACAGACUUUUUCAACCGGAGGUCCUGAGAAAAAGAUCUGCCACAUAAAUAAAAAUGUGCCUGUCCGAGAGGACGCCAUUUUGGUCCCUGGCUCUGAUUGCCCAGCUGGUGUCACCUGAGCCGGAAUGGAGCAGGCCACAGGGUGUGAAUCAAUCUUUGUCUCUCCUUGGCUACCUUGAAACCGGUCUGGCGGGUGGGAAAAGUAGCACACUGGGACACACCAAUUUCAGUGAAGAGGAGAUGAGAGAGGGAGGGGUUGGAUGGGGGGGGGGCAGUCCCAACUGUGUGGCCUGGGUGGAGGGUUUCAGGGACAGACAGCAAGAGGAAAGAGGGAGUGUCAAAUGUGGCGUCAGCAUGCUCUGAUCACUGUUCUGGGACUGUUUGAGUGGCCCUGUGAAAAGCCUCUCCUACCAGGUCUCACCUCCACUCUCCUCACUGCUCCCCCAGCGUCCGAUGGCAAAGCAUGACCCUAACGAGCUCCCUCCUCCAUACUACUCUGUUGAGGUGCACACCCUCCCGUCCCUCCAGUCCUAUGAAGAGGCAGUCUAUGGCGCAGGUCCAAGGCCCACUCCUCCCAACCAGCUAUACUACAUCCCCCAGCACCCCCCACCGGUGGCUGUGCAACACAUCUGCCAGCCCAGUAUAUCUCUUCCUGACAACAAGAGGAAACACAAAUGCUGCCAGCAGAGUGCCAAGUGCUUUGGUGGCUCAGGAGGCAUCGUUCUGCUGCUCCUCCUGGCCAUUGCCAUCUGGCUCGGAGUGCAUUACGGUACCAGGUUGGCAACUACGGCUGCCACCCUCGACCACCAUGACAGUGAGGAUGAGGGGCACCCUGAGAAGCAGUUGAGCGUGCCCGCUCACGACACCUGCUCCAACUCCACCGUCCAAUGUGACGCUCUGCGGGACUGCCAACUGGGCACGGACGAGUCCAGCUGUGUGAGGUUUGGGGCGGACGGUGCUCUACAGGUCAGAACGUCUCAGGAUGGUCGUUUUCUCCCAGUGUGUUACCAGGGAUGGAACCAGAGCUACGCCAACAGAACCUGUGCCCAACUGGGCUUCAGAAAGUCCUUUGCAACCAAGGCAGUGAAGUCCCAGCAGUCAAUUGGUCUAACACUGAACAACAGAUCAUCUUUACCCAUCCAGGGCCAGGUCAAUGUCAGCUCGUCCUGCCCAGACCAGAAUACUGUCUCUCUGAAGUGUAUUGAUUGUGGACGUCAACAGUUGUCCUCCCGGAUCAUAGGGGGCAGUGUUGCCAAGCUGGGCCAAUGGCCCUGGCAACUCUCUCUCCACUUUGGUGGAUCACACAUCUGUGGAGGGAUCCUGGUGUCCCUUGACUUUGUGGUGACAGCUGCCCACUGCUUUCCCAGGUCGUUCCACCCGGUUCUUGAUGCCAGUAGGUGGCGUGUGUACGGAGGAGUGGUGUCACAAGACCAGCUUCCUCCUCCCUACCUCGUCAAGAAGAUCAUCGUGAAUGAGAACUACAACAAUGUAACCAACGACCAGGACAUCGCCAUACUGAAGCUGGCCUCACCAGUGGACUUCACUAAUGCAGUUCAGCCUGCCUGUUUGCCAGCCUUUGACCAGACAUUCCCCCAUGGAACCAAAUGCUGGACCUCUGGAUUCGGAACAACAGAUGAGUGGGCAGCAAAACCCUCCAAAGACCUGAUGGAGGUGGCUGUUGACAUCAUCGACGUACGUGUGUGUAACAGCUCCAAGGUAUACUCCGGCAGUGUGUCCAACAACAUGCUGUGUGCCGGAGAUCUCAACGGGGGCAGGGACUCCUGUCAGGGAGACAGUGGUGGUCCUCUGGUGUGCCAAGCCAGUGACAACCUUUGGCAGCUGGUGGGCGUGACCAGCUGGGGCACCGGCUGUGGGCAGAGUAACAGGCCGGGAGUCUACACCAAGGUGUCCAGCCUACUGCCCUGGAUCUACAGCAAGAUGCAGCUGGAAAGUCCGUGAUGCCACUUCCUUUCCAGUGACCUCGCCGCAUUCUGUCCCUAAAGACCGCUGGCGGCCUUCUUUGUCCUUCCUCUCUGAACACCACACCAUGAAGUCUUCUCAGAAUGAUACUAGAUUGACAGAUCAAGAUGGAUAGAUCGAUGGGUCCACAGAUGAAAAGAUGGCCGCUAGCUAAGGGAGUAACAGGAAAGGCAUACUGCACUUUACUGUACCUUCUAAAAUCACAAAAUGCAUUGUGUUUACUGUAGUUAUGCCCAAUGGCUGCAACACUAUGUAAAAUAUGUGAAUGUAGGCCAAUCCAUUCUGGGCUCUGAUUCCAGUGUUGUGUUUGAAUGAUUUGAAAUCCCAUCUGUUUUUCUAAUCUUACGGUAAGGAUAUUUACCUGAGAUGGCUGGCCUUUCUCUUUUCUAAGUCUAUGCAAACCUCAUAUCCACUCACGCUUCCCAUCUCUCCUAUGUUUAAUUUAAAAAAAAUAAUAAUAAUCUAAUAUUUUGGGGGA